UCUAUAUCGCUAUAUGUGCUUCCCACUUCCCUCCCUCACCUCUCCGCAAUGUUACUGUAAGUCUCUUGUGAACCCUCUCGCCUCUUCUCUUCUUCUGAGAGCUCUCGUCGGUGAACGCGAUCGCAGCAGAAGAAACGCGAGUUUAGUUAGGAAAGAGCGAUGGCCAAUCUUUCUGGGCUAAAUGCGGGAGCGGUGAAUCCAAACCCUAACAAAUCAUUCGAGGUGCUUCCGGCUCCUAGUGACUCUGUUUCCAGCCUUAGCUUCGGUCCCAAGGGUAAUUACCUGGUGGCAACUUCUUGGGAUAAUCAGGUCAGAUGUUGGGAAAUUCUGGCAGGGAGCAGUCAGCCAAAGGCAUCGAUAUCACAUGACCAUCCAGUUCUGUGCUCGACAUGGAAGGAUGAUGGGACGACUGUGUUUUCAGGAGGCUGUGAUAAGCUGGUUAAAAUGUGGCCUUUGAUGUCUGGUGGCCAACCCACCCAAGUUGCUGCGCAUGAUGCACCCAUUAAAGAAAUGGCUUGGAUUCAACAGAUGAAUCUCCUUGUCACAGGAAGCUUGGACAAGACACUGAGGUAUUGGGAUACAAGACAAGCACAACCAGUUCAUACUCAGCAACUUCCAGAGCGCUGUUAUGCUCUAACAGUGCAGUAUCCUCUGAUGGUUGUUGGCACUGCAGAUCGACAUCUAAUUAUAUAUAACUUGCAAAAUCCUCAGACAGAGUUCAAGAGAAUCACGUCACCGUUGAAGUACCAGACAAGAUGCCUUGCUGCAUUUCCUGAUCAACAAGGUUUUUUGGUGGGAUCGAUAGAGGGAAGAGUUGGUGUACACCAUCUAGAUGAUGCACAGCAGAGCAAAAACUUCACAUUUAAAUGCCACAGAGAAGGCAAUGAGAUUUAUUCUGUGAAUUCUUUGAACUUUCAUCCUGUACAUCAUACGUUUGCCACUGCAGGAUCUGAUGGUGCUUUCAACUUUUGGGACAAGGACAGCAAACAAAGACUGAAGGCAAUGGCUAGGUGCCCUUAUCCUAUCCCAUGCAGCGCUUUCAACCAUGAUGGAUCAAUUUUUGCAUAUGCAGUUUGCUAUGACUGGAGCAAAGGUGCUGAAAAUCAUAAUCCAGCUACAGCAAAGACGUAUAUCUAUCUUCAUAGCCCACAGGAAAGUGAGGUUAAAGCGAAGCCGCGUAUAGGAACUGGUGGCCGAAAGUGAAUCUUUGAGCAAUCUAAAUGGAAGGGACAGAUAAUGAUUGAUGUGGUGCUUCAUCGGUGCUGUCGUUCCCUUUUCAUUUUUGGUCAUCAGGCAUGCUUGUAUUUCUGGUUUCUUUUUGUUUAAAUGCUGAAUAUCUUCUCGUGAAUUUGCUCAGUGUUACAUAUAUAAUAUAGGUGGAUUUUGCAAGCACACCUGGACCCAUGCACUUCCCUUUCUUCUGGGUCAUCUUUUUAAAUUUUUAGAGUGCUCAUUUGAGGUUUUAGUUAGCGAAAAAUGUAAACAAUUUCUUCCAGAUCUUGAUAUUAUUAGAUCCCGCUUGACAUCGAUUUUAUAUCAAUUUCUUCUCA
This is a messenger RNA of Phoenix dactylifera (date palm), 1550 nucleotides long. Its product is annotated as protein RAE1. Gene Ontology annotation, molecular function: protein binding. The record is from RefSeq and is a predicted model, not a curated record. Lineage: Eukaryota; Viridiplantae; Streptophyta; Magnoliopsida; Arecales; Arecaceae.